Molecule: messenger RNA, 2989 nt
Organism: Pseudo-nitzschia multistriata
Lineage: Eukaryota; Bacillariophyta; Bacillariophyceae; Bacillariales; Bacillariaceae
Source: the annotation of a GenBank genome assembly
CACACUGAAUCGCUGCGAAGGGAUUAAAAGCAUCAAUACUACGUACGGCACUCUAUUACGGCUGCAAUGCCAAUAUCGAUGUCCAUAGUUGGAAGUUUGCGUUUCAAGUGGAUCGUUUGAUUGGGAAAAGGACAAACGAUACGAAGGCAUACCGCGCACAAUCUGUUGAGAUACGAAAUCGAAAUCAAAACAUCAAUUCCAUCAUAGCAUGACUCCGCACCACAUCUUUCGCCACGGUAGAUUCCACAGCACGCUGCGGACAUUGUCCUUGGCAGGCGGAUCCCUACUCGCCGGCUGCCAGAUAGCUUCCUCUCCGCUUUUGUUCGAGAACGAGGAUACGUGUCACUGCAGCCUCAAGGUCAACAACAAUGCGGAUGACACCAUCUGUACGGUGCGCAAUCGACUACGGGAGAUCCACUCUGUUUUCUCGAGAUUUUCCCGUUUGCUGGAAGCAAACCGUUCGUCGCUGGAGCCGGCUUCGAAGCCUGCCUCCAGGAUCGCAUCCGAAAACAACACGAUUUUGGCGACAUCGGUACGGCAGAGAAAAACCUGCCUUGAACCMGGGAAGGCAAUCGGUAGCGUCGGAAACACUGCUCUGUACGACUUCGUUAUCGUUGGAUACGGCAAUGCGGGCCAGAGUGCCCUGCGCACGCUUCAGGAACAAUGCCCGGGGGCCAGGGUGGCCCUCGUGGAUCCAUUGCGUUCCCCAAACAAAGGAACCAAAGGCAAAGGCGUCGACACCGAUUAUUUCCGCGAUACCGUGGUCGAAUUCGACCCGUCCUCGAAAACCCUUCGGCUGCUGGCCGCGGAUCCAAGCCGCAGAGCGAUUCGCUACAAGCACGGCGUUCUGAUCGCGACGGGGGCACGGGGGGCACCCCCACCGCUGGAGCUCUUCCAGGAAGAGUCGCUGCCCCGAGUCCUCGAACUGCGGCCUACCGAGCUAUUCCGAAACACAAAACGCCCGGCAAUGGCCCCCGAAAAGGUCAGGAACGCGGUUGCGGAAGCGGCGGCGAAGGGGGCGAAAAUCGCAGUCCUGGGGAGCGGGUGGGAGGCCCUCGAUCUCCUCUUGGUGGCGGAGCGGGCGUGCAAAUCCACCAAGAGAAGGCCAACGAUGUGCUUCGCCAGCUCGGGCAUUGCGUGGCACACCCUGCCCCCCUAUCUGAGCGCGGAGCUGCGAAAGAAACUUGGCAAACGCGAGGUUGAUGUGCAGGAUCGUUCGUUCGUCAGGUACGUCGCAGACUACCAGCAAUCGAACCGCCAGCAAAUCGAGCUCCACACCGCAAAGACCUACGACUUGAUGGAUACUCGCAGAACUGCUUUGGACCUGUUGGUUGUUGCCCCCGAUUCGUUUGGUGACAAGGGAACCGCGGCGCUUCCAACCAUGGACGUUCCGGAAAGCAUGAAGGAGUCCAGCGAUGGUCGUCCGUGGUACAAAACUUGGUCCCAGAUGGCCAGACGGAGAAACGCGGAGCCAUCAGCGCUUGUUUGUUUCGAAGACGACGGGAGAAUAUCGGUCAAUGCCGAGCUACACGUAGCCUCACGGAUCUACGCCGCGGGGGGCUGCGCCAAGUACCCGAACAGCUCCACGGGCCAUUCGUGCAUUGCCGGGGAGGGAUCUAUCGACGGGUCCGAAGCGGGUCGUCUGGCCGCCCUGAACAUGUCCCGGGACUAUCGCCUGGCAACACGGGCAUCCUCGAGCUAUGGGUUUUCCUCCUCCGGAGAUGAUAUCGAAGAAGCGCACUCGUUUGCGACCAAUUCACUCCCGAUAUGGCGCUCCGAUAUUACGUCUUUUCCGGCCUGUAACGGGGACCGGAUCUCGUCUCUCUCUAGCAUUGGUGUGCAAGCACUGUGUAAGUAAUUUUGAAACGUGGUUUUCGUAUGUGUUGUCGUUGGGAAUCUGCGUUUAACUCAUUCUACAGCAUCCCGCUUUCGUGUUUAGGUGUGGGGAAGUGUGACUCCGAGCGACAAUCGACGAGAGCGUUUUGGUGGACCAACUCUUCCGCACGGCGGAAGAUGAAUCGCUUCAUCAAGGACGAAUCAGAAAGUUCGCAAGACGACGAUGGGGACGAUGGCAAAGACGAGGAUGUUGACGAAGGGUCGAUCAGGCGUCGGAAAAGUCUUGUUAUCAGCCGCCACAAGACCGGCCGAGUCAACUCCCGCGGUCUCGUGAAGCCGGUGUACGGGGUCGGGGUUGUCUUUUACCUCGAUCACUACGGAAGAAUCCAGGGGAUCAUGACCUGGGGCUUGCCGUUUGCGGAUCGACCGGGGGGAAAGAUCAACCCGGAACUUCUGGAACACAUGAAGCACAUGAUUGCCUCAAACGCAGGGGUUUCCGCUUUGGAUGCGGAAGACAACCACCAACUCGUGAAUCUUGCACUGGGGAAAGCGAGUCAAAAGUUGGUAGCCCUUUCCGUAAAAGACCAAGUCUCUCACACCACUAGAACAUGGCACGGCCUGGACGGACCUAUCCAAGGGUUUGCAACGCCACUUUACCGAUACACCGAGGUGUCCAACUCACGAAACAAAACCGUCAACGUCUUGAAGCGAAAAGACGGGAGCGGUCUUGGUGUACUAGGUGAAGGGCUGUACGUGCGGGACGAUUUUGUAUUGGAAGAAGUGGCCGACAAUGGACCCGGCGAUCACCUCUCGGAAGAAGAAAACGAGGAUGCUUCCCCCGCGAACAUUCCUACCACCAUGUACCCGAUCACGGUGGCCCCGGCGUCUCACCACGACGACGCCUACGGCAAGAAGGAAAUCUCUCUCGAAACGAUGAAGGAACUCAAUCGAUACCUGGCGGUUCAGCUCCGGUGGGAAGCAAACGAAAACAGAGCGCGUCCCGGCAAGGAAGAUCCACUUUGGUUGCGCCCCGGAGACGAGAGAAAAAACACGAGCGGAAAACAGAACGUCAUUGACGCGUACCGACGAAUCAUGUUUCCCCAUCAAUCGAGCUAAGAGCGAUAGGCAUGGCAUGGUGCAUCGUAAUCUGAUU